Molecule: messenger RNA, 1575 nt
Organism: Laccaria bicolor S238N-H82
Lineage: Eukaryota; Fungi; Basidiomycota; Agaricomycetes; Agaricales; Hydnangiaceae
Exons: 14
Coding region: 1-1575 (524 amino acids)
Source: RefSeq, a predicted model, not a curated record
AUGGGAAAAGAUAAGUCUGAUAGAGCCAAAAAGGGGGCUCAAACUCGGGCGCUCAAUGCGCAGAUUGAACAAGAGGAGGCUCAGCGCCUGAUAGAAGAGACGAAAGGUGGCCGCAGUGCGAAGAAGGAUGCCCUAAGCAACGCUACUGGGGAGAGAAAGGUCAGCAAAGAUAUCGGAAAGGCGAGGGCCACAAGGCUGAUAUUGUUCGCAGAUGAUGAGAUGACAAGUGCUGAAAAGCGGACGACUCCAUCGACGAAGUUGAUGGGCAAGAAACCUUCUGCAGCCGUCAUCCAGAACGACGAAUCCGACUCCCAAGAGGAAGAGAAGGCACCGGUGAGGGCCAUAAUUCAGAAGCGGCCCCACUUUACUGAACAUGAGGAGAAGGAUCAAGAUGUACCUGGUCUCUUCGACAUUCCUGAUGCGGAUGUCGAGAUGGCCUCGGAACACUCUCGUCCCUCAUCGCGCAUGGAUCACUCUCGCGCUUCCUCAUGCUCAGAACACUUUCGUUCUUUCUCACGCUGUGUGACCCUUCCACCACUCACUGACUCUGAUUGGGGCUUCCAGUCAUCAGCGCCAAACAGUGACGAUUUGCACCUCUCUCCUCGAAGUGACUCCGAUGCCUCAGCGGUUGUGCCCAAGUCACAAAAGAAGAACAAGAAGAGCAAGGCAAAGACCCGCCGCGCUGAGGCUUUCGAAUCUGAGGUAUGGCUUCAGUACAUCGUAAACAGCCGUGCGUUGGACGACGGUUCGAGUGAUUGGCCGAGUCACGCCCAGAUUGUAACCCCCCUUGGAAAGAAGGAGAUCCGUUUGCUUGAGCAAAAUGAAAUCAUGCGUUCUGUCAUCCGCCAUGCGAUCGCUGCCCUAACCAAGGAGAUGGUCCUUCACAACGCGUGGCCGGAGGCCAAUGAACGUAUCAGCUAUGGGAAGACUCUCCUCCUCAAUGCCUGUCGGACCCUUGUCAAUGAGUUUCCCGAGGUCGAAAACAUCGAGCUACGAAUCAAACGCGAUGGCACCUUUAGUCAUAAGCUUUCGGAUGUCGUCGAGGCUCUAAAGCGUAUCCCAUUCUACAAACUUGGUCUUGGGGAAGAGGCCGUCGCCCGCAUUGACUCCCUUCUUAAGAAACACGCAUAUGUUUGUCCAGGAAAAUGGGGAGGGGAAGAUGGGAAAACUUGGGAGCCUGAUGUCAAGCAGGUUUUUUUGCAUCCAGCUAUCGUGGACACGCUCAAGGCCGCUUAUUUUGCCAAACCGUCGUCCCUUGGCUACGAAUAUCUGGACAAGUUCAAUGCAGGGAAGCAAGAGCCCGAGCUUCCUUUCCCGCUCAUAGCUCUGAGCGCAACUGGGGUUUUCCACGGGAUAUACGAGUACAAGACAGGCGCACAGGUAGAAACGAACUUCGACGGGAAUACCUUUAUCAGCACAUACACCUCGCACAUCCGUUCCUUGGAGAAGUUAAAAGACGAGAAGCCGGCAAGGUAUCGCCACAUUAUGUCGACACUUUACAGGCUGGCGGUUUCGCACCCUACCGAUAUUGGCACAGCUGGUCCUGGUGACGUAUUCGAUCUCAUUGAAGAUUAG